AUGUCAGACCUGGAGGAUAUCGACCCUUUUUCAGAUACUCUUCCCUUUUCGGAUACUCUUCCUUAUACUAUAAACGAUGAUUCUGACGAUAGUUUUGAAAAAGAGGAAGAAAACCAGCUUAUCUCAAUAAACUUGAAUUAUCAGCCAGAGGUUAAAACACAAUUUUGUUGUCAACUUGAUAGGGACAUUCACCAAGGCGACUUUUUCAUUCAAAUUACUGGUGCACAAAAAACAGCUGAUAAUGCUGGAAGCACUUUUAUCACGUAUACUAUAAAGGCUGGGGAUCAAGAAGUUAGGAGACGUUAUUCGGAAUUUGAAUCAUUGAGGAAAUCGUUAAUGCGUUUAUACCCUACCUUAAUUGUUCCACCAAUUCCGGAAAAGCAUUCAAUCGCUGAUUACGCGACCAUGCAAGGCAAGGCCAAAGAGGACCUUACGAUAAUUGAAAAACGCAAAAGAAUGCUACAGAGCUUCUUAAAUCGUGUAUCAAAACAUCCACAAUUGUCAGGAGAACAUGUAUUUCACAGAUUUAUGGAAAGCAAUGUUUCUUGGAGUGAAGUGCUUCAUUCCUAUCCACUCUCUUCUCUUCCAAAGAACAUUCUUCAAACAUCACCUGUAAAUCUUUCACAAUCCAAUAUUUCACCCGUAGAUUCAUCUGCCCAUCCACCGCUCCUUACUCCAAGUGCAUCACAACCCUUGAAAAAACCUGAUCCCAAGUUUCUUGAAUCUGAGGCUUUUACAAAAAAAUUUUUAUAUCAUAUUAGCCAAAAUAUGGAAAAGACGAAUAAAAGGAUUUGGAAACGUUUGGGUGAUUUUUCCAACGAUUAUGCUGAAUUAGGGGCAAUUUACAACGGCUUUAGCUUAAAUGAAAGUGGUGACUUAGCAAAUGCCAUUGAAAAAGUAGGGCAAGCUGUGGAUUCCACUUAUGUGGCUACAGGAGAACUGGUUUCAUCACUUGAAGCUGAAUUCACCGAGCCAUUACAAGAGUAUUCACAAUUCGCGUCAGUAAUUAAACAAGUUUUGAAUUAUAGGCACAUGAAACAUUUACAAAUGGAGCUUACUGUUGAAACACUUGAAAGACAAAAAGCUGCACUGGAGGGGCUGGAAAAAUCCGAAGUUGAGGCUAAAAGGAUAGAAGAAGUUUUGAGUAAUGAACGUGUCAGUCCGGCCUCGCUGUUUCAACCAAAUGAAAAUAACGAUAAUUAUGAAAAUGAUCAUUAUGAAGAACUAUUCCAAAAUGGUGAUACUUCAUCAUCUACCGGAAGUGGUCAUAAUAAGAAACUCAGUGGCUCGAAGAUCUUUUCUGUGUUAAGUCAUACUAUUCAUGGUAUAAUGGAUGUAGAUCCGGAGGCUACCCGUAGAAAUAGUAUUGGCAAAACUCGUGAAUCAAUCAUUCAUUUAGAAGAAGCUUUAGAAACUACGGCUGAUGAUCUAAAGAAAAUAUCUACCUCUAUUCAAAAUGACCUUGACCGCUUUCAACGACAAAAGGUUCUGGAUUUGAAAGAGAUGUUAAUCGCCCACGCAAAAAAUCAUCUUAAAUGGUGUAAAAAGAAUUUAAGUAAUUGGGAAGAAGCGAAGGCUGAAGUUGAAAGGGUUCAGACGUGA
This is a messenger RNA of Dentiscutata erythropus, 1602 nucleotides long. Lineage: Eukaryota; Fungi; Glomeromycota; Glomeromycetes; Diversisporales; Gigasporaceae. The record is from the annotation of a GenBank genome assembly.